Molecule: messenger RNA, 7812 nt
Organism: Alligator sinensis (Chinese alligator)
Lineage: Eukaryota; Metazoa; Chordata; Crocodylia; Alligatoridae
Gene: NOTCH1
Product: notch 1
Exons: 34
Coding region: 31-7659 (2542 amino acids)
Biological process (GO): regulation of DNA-templated transcription; multicellular organism development; cell differentiation
Cellular component (GO): membrane
Molecular function (GO): Notch binding; calcium ion binding; signaling receptor activity
Source: RefSeq, a predicted model, not a curated record
GCGCCCGCGCCCGCGCCAGGUUUACAAUGUAUGCAGCCUGCCGAAUCCUGCUUGAAUGGGGGAAAGUGUGAAGCUUACCUCAAUGGGACAGGGCAGUGCCUAUGUAACGUCGCCCACGUGGGCGAGCGGUGCCAGCUGCCCAACCCCUGCCUCAGCUCCCCCUGCAAGAACGCCGGGACCUGCCACCCCGUCGUGCGUGGCAGCACCGCGGACUACACCUGCACGUGCCGGCUGGGCUUCACUGACAGCCUGUGCCUGACACCCGAGGAGAACGCCUGUCUCAACAACCCCUGCCGCAACGGGGGCACCUGCGACCUUCUCACCCUCACCGAGUACAAGUGCCGCUGCCCGCCCGGAUGGUCAGGUAAGAGCUGCCAGCAGGCUGACCCCUGCGCCUCCAACCCCUGCGCCAAUGGUGGGCAGUGCGUCCCCUUCGAGGCCCACUACAUCUGCAAGUGCACGGCUGGCUUCCAUGGGGCCAACUGCAAGCAGGACGUGAACGAGUGCAGCCUCUCGACUCCCGUCUGCAAGAACGGCGGCAUCUGCACCAAUGAGGUCGGGACCUACCAGUGCUCCUGUAAGCCUGCCUACACUGGCCAGAACUGCGAGCUCCUCUACGUGCCCUGCAACCCCUCGCCCUGCCAGAAUGGUGGCACCUGCCGCCAGACCGGCGACACCACCUACGACUGCACCUGCCUCCCAGGCUUCGCCGGGCAGAACUGCGAGGAGAACAUCGACGACUGCCCUGGGAACAACUGCAAGAAUGGUGGUACCUGCGUGGAUGGAGUCAAUACCUACAACUGCCAGUGCCCUCCCGAGUGGACAGGCCAGUACUGCACUGAGGAUGUGGACGAGUGCCAGCUGAUGCCGAAUGCCUGCCAGAACGGGGGCACCUGCCACAACAACCACGGUGGCUACAACUGCGUCUGCGUCAAUGGCUGGACUGGCGAGGACUGCAGCGAGAACAUCGACGACUGUGCCAUGGCUGCUUGCUUCCAGGGUGCCACGUGUCAUGACCGCGUGGCCUCCUUCUACUGCGAGUGCCCGCACGGCCGCACAGGCUUGCUGUGCCAUCUGGACGAUGCCUGUAUCAGCAACCCCUGCAAUGAGGGCUCCAACUGUGACACCAACCCUGUCAACGGCAAAGCCAUCUGCACCUGCCCCUCCGGCUACAUGGGUCCGGCCUGCAACCAGGACGUGGACGAGUGCUCCCUGGGAGCCAACCCCUGUGAGCACGCUGGGAAAUGCAUCAACACGCAGGGCUCCUUCCAGUGCCAGUGUCUCCAGGGGUACUCGGGCCCCCGCUGCGAGAUCGAUGUCAACGAGUGCCUCUCCAACCCCUGCCAGAACGAUGCCACCUGCCUGGAUCAGAUCGGCGAGUUCCAGUGCAUCUGCAUGCCAGGGUACGAGGGCAUCUACUGCGAGAUCAACACGGAUGAGUGCGCCAGCGGCCCCUGCCAGCACAACGGGAACUGCAUCGACAAGAUCAACGAGUUCCACUGCGAGUGCCCCACAGGCUUCAAUGGGCACCUGUGCCAGUAUGACAUCGAUGAGUGUGCCAGCACGCCCUGCAGAAACGGGGCUAAGUGUGUGGACGGGCCCAACACCUACACCUGCGAGUGCACCGAAGGAUUCACUGGCACCCACUGCGAAGUCGACAUCGAUGAGUGCAACCCCGACCCCUGCCACUAUGGGACCUGCCGGGAUGGCAUCGCUGCCUUCACCUGCCUCUGCCAGCCAGGAUACACAGGCCAUCGCUGUGACGUGAACAUCAACGAGUGUCUGAGCCAGCCCUGCAAGAACGGGGGCACCUGCCAGGACCGGAACAACGCCUACAACUGCCUGUGCCUCAAAGGCACCACGGGCCCCAACUGCGAAAUCAACCUGGACGACUGUGCUAGCAACCCCUGCGACUACGGCAAGUGCAUAGACAAGAUUAACAGCUACGAGUGCACCUGCAAGCCUGGCUACACAGGGCGAAUGUGCAACAUUAACAUUGAUGAGUGCGCCAGCAACCCCUGCCACAAUGGCGGGACCUGUAAGGACAGCAUCAAUGGCUUCACCUGCAUCUGCCCCGAAGGGUACCAUGACCCCAAGUGCCUGUCGGAAGUGAACGAGUGUAACAGCAACCCCUGCAUCCAUGGGAAAUGCAAUGAUGGACUUAACGGCUACAGGUGCGAUUGCGACCCGGGCUGGAGCGGGACCAAUUGCGACAUUAACAACAACGAGUGUGAAUCCAAUCCCUGCAUGAAUGGAGGCACCUGCAAGGACAUGACCAGUGGCUACAUUUGUACCUGCCGGGAGGGCUUCAGUGGGCCCAACUGCCAGACCAACAUCAACGAGUGUGCCUCCAACCCCUGCCUGAACCAGGGCACCUGCAUCGAUGACGUUGCCGGCUACACAUGCAACUGCCUGCUGCCAUACUCAGGGGCAACGUGUGAGGAUGUGCUGGCCCCCUGUGCCAACAGCCCCUGCAAGAACGGGGGCGAGUGCCAAGAGUCGGAAGAUUACAAGAGCUUCUCCUGCGUGUGCCCCUUGGGCUGGCAAGGCCAAACGUGCGAGAUCGACAUCAACGAGUGUGUGAAGAGCCCCUGCCGCAAUGGCGCCACGUGCCAGAACACCAACGGGAGCUACCGCUGCCUCUGCAAGGCAGGCUACAGCGGCCGCAACUGCGACACCGACAUCGAUGACUGCAAGCCCAGUAAGAGCCGGGCUGGGGGUGCUCAUCAGCAGAAGCUCCCUGCCUCGCUUGCGGCUCCGGGGCUGGGCUCCGCUGACCGCCGCGAUGCCUUCUUCUGCGAGUGCCUGGCGGGCUUCCGGGGGCCCAAGUGCGAGGAGGACAUCAACGAGUGCGCCAGCAACCCCUGCCGCAACGGCGCCAACUGCACCGACUGCGUCAACAGCUACACCUGCACCUGCCCCUCCGGCUUCAGCGGGAUCCACUGUGAGAACAACACGCCCGAUUGCACCGAGAGCUCCUGUUUCAACGGAGGAACCUGUGUGGACGGCAUCAACACCUUCACCUGCGUGUGCCCGUCCGGCUUCACAGGCAGCUACUGCGAGCACGACAUCAAUGAGUGUGACUCCAGGCCCUGCCUGAACGGGGGCACCUGCCAGGACAGCUAUGGGACGUACAAGUGCACUUGCCCGCAGGGCUACACCGGUCUCAACUGCCAGAACCUGGUGCGCUGGUGUGACUCUUCGCCCUGCAAGAACGGGGGCAAGUGCUGGCAGACCAACAACCUGUACCGCUGCGAGUGCAACAGUGGCUGGACAGGCCUCUACUGCGAUGUCCCCAGUGUGUCCUGUGAAGUGGCUGCCAAGCAGCAAGGGAUCGACGUGGCACACCUGUGCAGGAACUCUGGCCUCUGUGUGGACACGGGCAACACUCACUUCUGCCGCUGCCAGGCCGGCUACACGGGCAGCUACUGCGAGGAACAGGUGGACGAGUGCUCCCCAAACCCCUGCCAGAACGGAGCCACCUGCACUGACUACUUGGGAGGCUACUCCUGUGAGUGUGUUGCUGGCUAUCAUGGAGUUAACUGCUCAGAGGAGAUCAAUGAGUGCCUGUCUCACCCCUGCCAGAAUGGAGGAACCUGCAUCGAUCUCAUCAAUACCUACAAAUGCUCCUGCCCCAGAGGCACUCAAGGGGUGCACUGUGAAAUCAAUAUUGAUGACUGCAGCCCGUUUUUCGAUCCCGUCACCUUGGGGCCCAAGUGCUUCAACAACGGCAAGUGCACGGACAGGGUGGGCGGCUACAGCUGCAUCUGCCCGCCCGGCUUCGUUGGGGAGCGCUGCGAAGGGGACGUCAACGAGUGCCUGUCCAACCCCUGCGACACGCGCGGCACCCAGAACUGCGUGCAGCGCGUCAACGAUUACAAGUGCGAGUGCCGGCCGGGGUAUGCAGGGCGCCGCUGCGACACCGUGGUGGACGGCUGCAAGGGCAAGCCCUGCAGGAAUGGUGGAACGUGUGCAGUUGCCAGUAACACCGGCCGUGGCUUCAUUUGCAAAUGCCCCCCUGGUUUCGUCGGGGCCACCUGUGAAAAUGAUGCGCGCACCUGCGGGAACCUGCACUGCCUGAACGGUGGCACCUGCAUCUCCAUCCACAAGAGCUCCAAGUGCAUGUGUGCACCGGCCUUCACGGGGCCGGAGUGCCAGUACCCGGCCAGCAGCCCUUGCAUUUCAAACCCCUGCUACAACGGGGGCACCUGCCAGUUCUUCAGUGAGGCGGCCCCCUACUACCAGUGCAGCUGUCCCGCCAACUUCAAUGGCCUCAACUGCCACAUCCUCGAUUUCGACUUCCCGGGUGGGGUGGGCCAGGACAUCAUCCCACCCAAGAUUGAGGAGAAAUGCGAGAUCCCUGAAUGCACGGGGUACGCCGGCAACAAGAUCUGCGACGGGAAGUGCAACAACCAUGCCUGCGGCUGGGACGGAGGGGACUGCUCCCUCAACUUCAACGACCCCUGGAAGAACUGCUCCCAGUCGCUGCAGUGUUGGAAGUACUUCAAUGACGGAAAGUGCGAUUCCCAGUGCAACAACGCCGGCUGCUUGUACGAUGGCUUCGACUGCCAGAAGGUGGAAGGGCAGUGCAACCCUCUGUACGACCAGUACUGCAAAGAUCACUUCUCAGAUGGGCACUGUGACCAGGGGUGUAACAAUGCCGAGUGCGAGUGGGACGGGCUGGACUGUGCCAACAACAUGCCGGAGAAACUCGCUGAUGGCACGUUGGUUGUGGUGGUGCUGAUCACCCCGGAGAACCUAACGAACAACUCCUCCCACUUCCUUCGGGAGCUCAGCCGCGUGCUCCACACCAACGUGGUCUUCAAGAAGAACGCCCAGGGCGAGUAUAUGAUCUUCCCCUACUAUGGCAAUGAGGAGGAGCUGAAGAAGCAUCACAUCAAGAGGUCGACAGACAACUGGUCAGACAUGCCCAGCGCUGUCUUCAACAAGCUGAAAACAUCCCUCUACUCCAGUGCUGGCAGGAGGCAGCGGAGAGAGCUGGAUCAGAUGGACGUCAGAGGCUCCAUCGUCUACUUGGAGAUCGACAACCGUCAGUGCAUCCAGUCCUCUUCCCAAUGCUUCCAGAGUGCAACCGAUGUGGCAGCUUUCCUGGGUGCCUUGGCCUCUCUCGGCAAUCUGAACAUCCCCUAUGAAAUACAGGCUGUUAAAAGUGAAACAGCGGAGCCCCCCAGGAACUCCCAGCUGUAUCCUAUGUAUGUGGUGGUGGCUGCGCUCGUCUUGCUUGCCUUCAUUGGAGUGGGAGUGCUGGUAUCUCGGAAGCGACGCAGGGAGCAUGGGCAGCUCUGGUUCCCAGAAGGCUUCAAAGUGACAGAGUCAAGCAAGAAGAAGCGACGAGAACCGCUGGGAGAGGAUUCUGUCGGGCUGAAACCUCUGAAAAAUGCAUCGGAUGGCACCUUGAUGGAUGAUAACCAGAACGAAUGGGGCGAUGAGGAGACCUUGGACACCAAGAAGUUCAGGUUCGAGGAACAGGCGAUGCUGCCAGACAUGGAUGAUCAGACAGAUCACAGGCAGUGGACCCAACAGCACCUAGAUGCAGCUGACCUCCGGAUUUCCUCCAUGGCACCCACCCCGCCGCAGGGAGAAAUCGAUGCAGACUGCAUGGAUGUCAACGUGCGAGGGCCCGAUGGCUUCACCCCACUUAUGAUAGCCUCCUGCAGCGGAGGAGGGCUGGAGACUGGCAACAGCGAAGAGGAGGACGAUGCGCCGGCCGUCAUCUCAGAUUUCAUCUACCAGGGCGCCAGCCUGCACAACCAGACAGACCGUACUGGGGAGACAGCGCUGCACCUGGCUGCCAGGUACUCCCGCUCCGAUGCUGCCAAGCGCCUGCUGGAGGCCAGCGCCGACGCCAACGUCCAGGACAACAUGGGCAGGACGCCUCUCCACGCAGCUGUCUCAGCGGAUGCCCAAGGAGUCUUCCAGAUUCUGAUUAGAAACAGAGCUACUGAUCUGGAUGCCCGCAUGCACGAUGGGACCACCCCUCUGAUCCUGGCUGCCCGCCUGGCUGUGGAGGGCAUGUUGGAGGAUCUCAUCAAUUGCCAUGCAGACGUCAAUGCCGUGGACGACCUAGGCAAAUCAGCACUGCACUGGGCAGCUGCUGUGAAUAAUGUUGAAGCUGCAAUAGUGCUGCUGAAGAACGGUGCCAAUAAAGACAUGCAGAACAAUAAGGAGGAGACGCCGUUGUUCCUUGCGGCCAGGGAGGGGAGCUACGAAACGGCCAAAGUCCUCUUGGACCACUUUGCAAACCGCGAUAUCACGGACCACAUGGACCGGCUCCCUCGGGACAUCGCGCAGGAGCGCAUGCACCACGACAUCGUGCGGCUGCUGGAUGAGUACAACCUGGUACGGAGCCCGCCACUGCACAGUGGGCCGCUGGGCGCCCCCACCCUGUCCCCUCCACUCUGCUCUCCCAACAGCUACAUCGGCAACUUGAAACCCGCUGUGCAGGGGAAGAAAGCUAGGAAACCAAGCACCAAGGGCCUGAGCUGCAACGGCAAGGAUUCCAAAGACAUCAAGGCCAGGAGGAAGAAAUCACAAGAUGGAAAAGGCUGCCUCCUGGAUAGCUCCAGCGUGCUGUCACCGGUGGACUCCCUGGAGUCACCUCAUGGGUACCUGUCUGACGUAGCUUCUCCCCCGCUGAUGACCUCUCCAUUUCAGCAGUCGCCAUCCAUGCCUCUGAAUCACCUGCCGGGCAUGCCUGAUGCCCACAUGAGCAUCAAUCAUCUCAACAUGGCCGGGAAGCAGGACAUGGCCAUGGGCGGCACCAGCAGGAUGGCCUUUGAUUCAGUGCCUCCACGCCUCUCCCACCUCCCUGUUUCCAGCCCAAGCACGGUGAUGAGUAGCACCCCUAUGAAUUUUUCCGUCAGCGGAGCUGCCAGCCUCAAUGGGCAGUGCGACUGGCUGUCAAGGUUGCAGAACGGCAUGGUCCAGAACCAGUAUAACCCAAUGAGAAACAACAUGCAGCCGGCGACCCAUCAGCAGAACCAAGGCCUUCAGCAUGGCAUGAUGACCUCCCUGCAUAACGGCAUGCCCACCACGACCUUGUCGCAAAUGAUGAGCUACCAGGCUAUGCCAAACACCCGGCUGGCCUCCCAGCCUCAUCUGAUGCAGCCCCAGCAGUUGCAACAGAUGCAGCAGCAGCAGAAUUUACAGCAGCAGCUGCAACAGCAAAACAUGCAGCCGCCACAGGGGCCGCCGCCGCCGCCGCCGCCGUCGCAACAGCAGCAUCACGGCGCCACCUCGAACGCCAGCGGCCACCUGGGCCAGAACUUCCUGGGCAGCGAGUUGAACCAGUCAGACAUGCAGCCGGUGAGCAGCGGCUCCAUGGCAGUGCACACCAUCUUGCCGCAGGAGACCCAGAUGCUGUCCACGUCUCUCCCAUCCACCCUCACGCAGUCCAUGACCACCACCCAGUUUUUAACGCCGCCCUCCCAACACAGUUACUCCUCCCCGUUGGACAAUACGCCCAAUCACCAGCUGCAGGUACCCGACCAUCCUUUUUUAACACCUUCCCCCGAGUCACCGGACCAAUGGUCGAGCUCGUCGCCUCAUUCCAACGUCUCUGAUUGGUCAGAGGGGAUUUCCAGUCCUCCCACGAGUAUGCAGUCACAAAUGGGACACAUCCCAGAGGCCUUCAAGUGAAGAGCGUGUCCCAAAGACAAUGACACGCGGUGAGACGGGGAACUUUGAAAAAGAUUUCAAAAAAAUAAAAAAUGCCUAGGGACAUCGGAUGCUUUGACAGAAGGAUCCUUUUUAUAUGUUUUUAUACAAAAUAAAGAAACAAAGUUUAAUGUU